UUUACGAGGUAUUAAUAUGAUUGCCAAGGCCGAAGGACUGGAUGGGCCGUAACAGGGUGUCACCUACGAAGGACCAAGUCAAUCAUCGUGUUAUCGGGUUUCCUAAGGUUGGCCUAAGAAUGUUAUUUUCGUCGAGGAUCCGCCGUUUGGGCGUUUUGGUUUGGAAGAACAGCGUCCUAGUGCGGCGUCGACACUGGUUCAUUACUCUGCUGGAAAUUCUUGUGCCAUUGGUGCUAUUCGCAAUCAUCGCCUUCCUACGGGCUAACGCCAGCUCUCUUGGUAGCGUUGAAGUGAAUGAGUCAAAGCGUUUUGAUCCCAAAGACCAAGCAGAGUUACGGUCAAACCUAAGACUAUUUGAGGUGUUCUAUGCACCUAAAAAUAGCUUCACUGAAACUUUAGUCAAUAGAGCCAAGGAAUUUGGAGGUUUAAAAGGCGCAGAAGGUUUCAACUCAGUGGAGGAAAUGCUGUACCAACACAGAUUGCUCUCCAACAAAACAGAUAACUACUAUUUGGAGAGGAAAAUCGCCUGCUUGGUCUUUGAGGGCGAUGCUGCCACAUCUACAAAUGGUCAGGUUCCAAAGAAGUUGGAUUAUAAGAUCAGAAUCAAGGACCACUUCAAGACUGAUCAACUAAUCGAUUCACUUGCAAUUGGCCCCAGUGACUAUCGAUCAGAAACCUACAUGCAAAGUGGCUUCAUUGGCAUCCAACUCAUCACCAACAAAGCCUUUAUUGAGCUAGCUCAAUCCCAUGAGUUGCAGAGACCACCCAAAUACAUAGGAGACCAAAUGCUUCUGCAAACAAUGCCUUACCCUCCAUUUACUGAUGACCACGGAUACUCCCUUGCAGUGAAAAGCAUGCUGCCUUUUGUGUCCAUGUUCAGUUUCAUCAUCCUUUGCACCACAGUAACGAAACGAGUGGUUGAGGAAAAGCAGUCUGGAGCCAAGGAACUGAUGAAGCUGAUGGGAAUGGAGAAGUGGGCCUUCUGGGCUGGCUGGCUGAUUGACGCCUUGCUCAUCCGAGUUGUGACUAUGAUUUUGAUCGUUUUUCUUCUCACAUUUGCAUUUGAUGAGGCUUCUGGCGCAGUAUUGAACGAAUCAAGUCCCACUCUUCUGUUCUUCAUGCUUAUGAUGUAUUGUGCCAGCGCUGUUGUCUUCCUCUUUGCCAUCAGCACUUUCUUUUCCAAACCCCUCAUCGCAAUGACUGUGAGUUUUGUCGUCUGGUUUCUAUCCCUUGUGAUUCCUUCGCAAUACGUGAAUUCAAAAAACCCAGGAUUUUUCACCAAAUGCAUCAUGAUGAUUUUCCCUAACAUGGGCUUGUUCUUCACCUUUGAUUCUGUUCUUGAACUAGAGCGGAGAGGUGCUGGUGCCCAGUGGGGUAACAUUCACAUGUCUGGGACGGGAACUCCUCGAGACAUAUCUCUGUUGAACGUGCUCUGUAUGUACAUUAUUGACCUCGUGCUGUAUGCAGUCAUCACUUGGUACGUCAGCGAAGUGCAUCCUGGACAGUAUGGCUACAAACAGCCCUACUUCUUUUUCGCCACCAGAGCAUACUGGUUAGGAGAAAGGGAAAGAACUCGAACAAUUAUAUCACUCACAGAAUAUGUUGGGUGUACUAGGGACCUUUGGCAGAUUGAAGACCCUGCGGAAGUGAGCCAAGAAAACUAUGAGCGGCCCCUGACCACAGACGUGACUGAUGACAAGGUGGGAAUCAUCAUCCGAAACCUGCGGAAAACGUACCCAGGCUUGCUGGGACGUCCUCCUGUGCGGGCAGUGCGUGGCAUCUCGCUGGACAUCUACAAAGGAGAAAUCACCGCUCUGCUCGGGCACAACGGAGCAGGCAAAACGACCACAAUGUCAAUUCUGACUGGAAUGAUAUCGCCAUCAGAUGGAAAAGUGCAGGUGUUGGGCUACGACCUGAAACACGACCUUUCGGAAAUCAGACAGUCGCUGGGGUUGUGCCCACAGCACAACCUGCUCUUUGGAGAACUCACGGUGCAACAGCACUUGGUGUUCUUUGCUAUGUUGAAAGGAAACUCAAUGGUACAAGCACGGGGUGAAGCUGAGGAGCUGUUGUCUAUUGUUAGGCUGGACAGUAAAAAGGACGCGUUGGUUUCUGAGCUGUCUGGAGGAAUGAAAAGGAAACUACAACUGGCGAUCGCCUUGAUUGGAGGAUCACAGGUGGUUAUGUUAGACGAGCCCACUUCUGGUCUUGACCCCGAAGCAAGACGCGAGAUCUGGGACCUGCUGCUGCACUUGAGAAAACAAAGAACAAUCGUGUUGAGCACACAUUUCAUGGAGGAAGCAGAUGUGUUGGGUGACACAAUCGCAAUCAUGUCACACGGAAAUGUGGAGUGUUGUGGAUCGACCAUGUACCUGAAGAAAGUCUUUGGCGCUGGAUACCACUUGAAUCUGCUGAGGAAAAACAACUGCAACGAGAAAACCCUAACAAAAACUCUCAAGGAUAUUAUUCCAGAAGUGAUUGUGGAAAAUAGUUCUGAAGAUGGAACAGAUUCACCCAAAACUGGUCCCAUCACGUUCACCCUUCCAUCAAACCAAGUGGACAAAUUUCCAAAGUUAUUUGAUGCCCUUGAAAAAUCUAAGGAUGAGCUCGGGAUUGCAAGUAUUGGAGUGUCCGUCACAACUAUGGAAGAAGUGUUCCUCAAGGUUGGAGAACUGUCAGCAAAAAAAUAUGCCAAUGAAAAUAUGGGAGAUUUUGAUAUAACUGACAAUGGAAAUGGUGCCUCGUCAGUUCCACAGGAUUCAGAUACAAAGAUAAGUGGAGCAAACCUGAUUUAUGAGCAAAUUCAUGCUCUGACUGUUAAAAAGAUGAUUGUCUCCAAAAGGCAAUGGCUUUACCUGCUCCUUCAGUUUUUGCUUCCCGUUCUGCUGACUCUGUGUGCUGUAGUGUUGUCUUAUGCUACAAUGUCAAUUGACCUUGAAUCUGAACCCGAAUUACCAAUCAGCCUGAGUCAGUAUGGCUCUGAGAGCACUUUGCGUGUGCUUUAUGAGCGGGAUACCACCGACCAAGCAGGAUUCUUAUCUAAAAUCUAUGCGGCAAAUUUGCGAGGAGUAGCUGGAGUAACCGAGGUCGACAAGCUUGAGGAUAAGUUGAUUGAAAUUGGGACUAAAAGUCUCUUAGAGUACAGAGGAAACUACAUUGCUGCCGCAAGGAUUACCUCUGUGAAUGAGACGCUUCGGGUCAAUGGCCUCUACAGCUAUGAUUCGUGGCAUUCGGCGCCAAUUUCCCUUAACCUGAUUUCAAACGCCUUACUCAAGUACCACGCUUCAUCAGCUUAUGAAAUUUUGACCGAAAAUCAACCUCUCCCUGUCAACACAGAGGGGAGCCACAUGAACAACUAUGCAGCAAUGUCAGCUGCCAUCGCCUUUAUAUGGCUGUCGCUAGCUCAUCUUGGCUGGAUUUUCGCAACAUCGGUGAAUAUGGUGCUGCCUCUUCAGGAAAGAGUGCUAGGAGCUAGGCAGUUGCAGAUUAUGGCUGGGUGUCCUCUCUAUGUGAUCUGGCUGAGUUAUUUCAUAAUAGAUGCAAUUAUCACCUCAACUGUGACUGUUGUCGUCCUUGCUGUGAUCUUCCCAUUUGACACUCAACACAUCUUUACCUCUGGCACUGAGCUGGGUGUGUUGUUCUCCAUUUUCUUCUUGUAUGGAAUCUCUGGCACAAUGUUUGCCUACUUCAUCAGCUUUGUAAAGGACAGUGUCCCCUCUGCAUUUGGUUUCACCACGUUCAUCACCCUUUUCAUUGGUGGAAUCGUCAAUGUCAUCCUUUAUGCCUUGGAAAUGUUUCCCAUGUGGGAAGAUUACGGCUCAGCUUUGAGGAUAAUUUUUGGCCUGCUUAUGCCCCACUCUGCCCUCAUUUCAAGCCUCACUCACUUCUCUGGAACUGCCAUUUACAACUCCAUGUGCAGAACUAUUCCUGAUACGGUGAAAGACUUUGCGUGCAAAGGGAAUUCUCCCCUUGUCAUGUGCUGUGAGCGCAUUUGCGAGCAGUAUGAUCUGUGCUUCAAACCUGCAUCCUACAUGUGGGGCAACAAAACAGUUUACGACGGCAACUGGGCUGUCCGUCAUGGAGGAAUCGGCCAAGAACUCAUCUACUUUACCAUCGGCUCAUUCCUGUGGAUUGGUAUUGUCCUCCUUCUGGAUUCGGGAGUGCUAAAUCGUAUAUCAGAGAAAGUUCUGAGGAAAAUAGACCAGCGAUUGCACCCCAGAGAUGAAGUAGACGGCUCCUCAGAUGACCAAGAUGUCCAAGAGGAGACAAACAGAGUGAAAAGAUGCAUCCAAUCACCUUCAAAUGCGGGAGAAGACCAAAUUGAUUCUAUUGGAAGUAAUCAGCCCAUCCUUGCUGUAGACACCCUCCACAAGCAGUACGGUUUGCCAGUCACCAAAGGCCGGUUCCCUGCGGUGCGCGGAGUCAGUUUCAGAGUGGAGCGAGGAGAGUGCUUUGGCUUGCUCGGCGUCAACGGGGCUGGAAAGUCCACAACGUUCCGAAUGCUCACAGGAGCUGCACCACCGACUGAAGGCGAUGCUUUGUUAGGACGCUCCAGAUUGAGUGGAAACCGAAGCCACUUUUUGUCUGGCCUGGGCUACUGUCCUCAGACGGAUGCGCAGCUUGGCGUUCUCACAGGCAGAGAAACUCUGAAGUUGUACGCUCGACUUCGUGGCGUACCAAAGGAGCAAGUUCACGGAGUCGUAAAUAAAUGGCUAGAGGCACUUGGUUUGACCGAGUACGCGAACCGACCAGCAGGCACUUACAGUGGAGGCAACCAGCGCAAAUUAAGUGCCGCCAUGGCUCUGAUCGGCGAGCCACCAGUUGCUCUUCUUGACGAACCAACAAGCGGUGUUGAUCCAAUUGCCAGAAGACAGCUUUGGCAGGCACUGGCGUCGUGUCAGAGAGCAGGACAGUCGAUCGUUCUCACAUCCCACAGCAUGGAUGAGUGUGAAGCUCUGUGCUCAAGGCUUGGCAUCAUGGUCGCUGGAAAGCUGGUGUGUCUGGGGCCGAUCGGCCACUUGAAGGACAAGUAUGGUCAGGGCUACACCCUGAUGGUGAAAGUGAAGAGUUUGUCCUGGGGAACCGACCACGAGGCCAUGUCCGAAGGUGGCAGGCAACUUGCCAACCUGAAAAUCGACAUCGAGAGGGAGCUCGCUCCGUGCACGUUGCUCGACGAGCAUUUAGGUUUGCUGCACUACCAAAUCAAGGGUGGCAGGAAGUGGAGUGACAUGUUCAAGGAAAUGGAGAGUCUGAAAAAGUUCCACUCCAUCAUGGAGGACUACACUUUGAGUGAAACCACUUUGGAGCAAGUGUUCCUGUCAUUUGCACAGCAAAGAGACCGCAGCAGCCAGCCGCCUGAUACUAUAGCGGAAAUUACACAUGUUUAAUAGGAAUCUCUAACCUGUCAAUCGUCAUCUCACUGAUACCCGAAAGUGCCUCAUCUUCGGGCAUCAAAUUAGAUUAUUAAUUUAUUGACUCUUUUUUUGAAAACAUGGCUUUAAUUUUUCUCACUUAAGACACGUAAUGUUAAGCUAGAGUUUGUAGUUCACAGUUGAGAUUGUCGAUAGGAUUCUUGGAAUGAAUACAUUUCACUGGAGCGCUGAAGUGUGUAGCUAUUGGAAUUUAUUUUUGUACUUUUUGACAGCCAAAGCAGCUAAAUUGUUAAUUCAAGCUGUGAUUUUCAGUCAGCUGUAAUUUGAACGUUCACAAUUUUAUACUAAUGUAAGACCGUGAAAAUAAGUUCCAUGCUCAUCAGUAACCAAAGUUCGCGUGCGCACCUGCAAUUCAUAUAAGAUAAUUUAAUUACUAAAAAAAAGAAAAUCACAAAAAAAUGUUUUCGAACAUUCCCAUUUUGAGGUGACUAGAAUUUUUGUAUUGUUAUGCCGAUGUGAUACAAACUUAAGCAUAUACAUAAUAUCUUUAUUACAUUAGCACAUAUUUGCUAAAGGACUUGCACCUUGCAUGCUACUUCAUUGUUGUAUUUAAUACUAGAAAAUAUCUCACGAGAAAUUUCAGCUCACCUCAUCUGUUCUGUAUUAACUUGGAUACAAUAUUUUUGUUCUCGUGGCUAAUUACGAAGAAAUCUCACCGUCACCAUUUCUGUACAUUAAUUUACAGUUAAAUCGCUAAACCAGCUGAAACUAAUAAAGUUUAAUAGAGUGGAUUAUAUGUUCAACCAAUAAAAUGCAAUUCUAGAAAACUUUCUCGCUUA
Messenger RNA from Cloeon dipterum, 6211 nucleotides. Its product is annotated as phospholipid-transporting ATPase ABCA1-like. The transcript has 26 exons. Gene Ontology annotation, biological process: lipid transport; transmembrane transport. The coding region runs from base 42 to 5387 and encodes 1781 amino acids. Gene Ontology annotation, molecular function: ABC-type transporter activity; lipid carrier activity; ATP hydrolysis activity. The record is from RefSeq and is a predicted model, not a curated record. Gene Ontology annotation, cellular component: intracellular membrane-bounded organelle; membrane. NCBI's taxonomy places the organism in Eukaryota, Metazoa, Arthropoda, Insecta, Ephemeroptera, Baetidae.